Messenger RNA from Seminavis robusta, 1557 nucleotides. Lineage: Eukaryota; Bacillariophyta; Bacillariophyceae; Naviculales; Naviculaceae. The record is from the annotation of a GenBank genome assembly.
AUGACGGCCGAUACCAAGCAAGCUUCCGACAUGACCGACCUGAGUCUGACCAACACAAACUCCUCCGCUGCGGUGACCAAAGCACCCCGAAGGCAGUCCUUUUCCUCCUCGGGUUCUUCUAAUUCUGGAAGUUUCCUGAUGAAGUUCUUGCCCAGCAGAAGAAGACUGAGUGAAGAAGUCAAAAGGACUUCCAGUGUUUUGGACGAUUAUGCCAAUGUGCUCAGCAGAGACUCGAGCUUCUUGGCGAGCAACGGCGACACUGCGACUGUGGCCACCAAUAGCUCUGCCGCAACGUCUCUCAGUGAAUCGGUGCAUGCCUCGCUCUGCUCCUCAAGUACCACGACACCGCGCCCUUCCAUUGUCUCGCUGGCCACCAUUGGCUGCUUUCACCGACAAGAAGUUGGAUUGGGUUCCUUGUUGGGCAAAGGACGCUUCUCCAAGGUCUACGCGGUCACUUACAUUGAUCUUGGAGACCUCAGCGAUCACGGCAUCAUGGAGAGCACGGCAGAGAGCGAAGUCUAUGAUGCUUCGGAGAGCGCCCGAGCGGCCAUGUCCAAGAAUGCCCGUGAAGGCAAGUACGCCAUGAAGCGAUUGCGCAAGAAACUUCUCCGAAGACCCCGAGACUUUACCCGUGCCGCUGCCAACUUGGUCAUUGAAGCUCAGUACUUGAGCAAACUCGACCACCCCAACAUUCUCAAAUUGCGUGGAUCGGCGCUUGGUGGAGCCAGCAGUUUCCAGUCUGGACAGUACGACGGAUACUUUCUGAUCCUCGAUCGCGUCAAUGAGACGCUCCACGAACGGAUCCACAAGACCUACGCGGCCCGACGUGACCCCAAGGUCAUGGAUGUCCCGGCAGAGCCCGAGAAGGACCUCCUGUACCAAAAGGCGCACUAUGCGCUCCAGUUGGCAUCUGCUCUGUGCUACUUGCAUGACCGUCGCAUUGUGUUUCGCGACAUUGCUCCGGGCAACCUGGGUUUCACUCAAAGCCACUCCUUGCAACUGUUUGACUUUGGAAUGGCGCGUGAAUUGCCGCCAGCCUUGGGAUUGUCCAACGAGCUGUACCACAUGACGCAAAACACCGGAAGUCUGCCCUACAAAGCCAUUGAGGUCGCUACCAAUGGUCUUUACAACCUGAAGGCAGAUGUCUUCUCCUGGUCCAUUGUUGUUUGGGAACUCAUGAUGGAGCAAAUCCCAUUUGCUCACCUCGCUGGAAAGGCCAAGAAACCUUUUGCCAACCGGGACUUUGUCCAGGCUGUGUACAUUGAAGGCGAGCGUCCCUCCUUUGAAGUCGAAGCAGGCCGUACGUUGCAAGCGCCACCCCAGAACAUUCAAGAUCUGUUGUCCGAGUGCUGGCAAGCGGAUGUCUUCAAAAGACCUACCAUGGACGAUGUCUUUGGCCAGCUCCGAACCAUUCUGGAGACACUCCCUCAUUCCACAAAGAGCCGGGAACUGGCGGAUGCACUCCCUCCUGCACCCAAAGUUUCAGGUAUGGUUCUCGAUUCGCAAAAGGCUCGAAGAUCGUUUGCCGACCUAUCCGACCUUUCUAAUCGAUUGUGA